Ochotona curzoniae (black-lipped pika) is the source of this 809-nucleotide messenger RNA. RefSeq names its product coiled-coil domain-containing protein 7-like. Bases 111 to 707 code for a protein of 198 amino acids. NCBI's taxonomy places the organism in Eukaryota, Metazoa, Chordata, Mammalia, Lagomorpha, Ochotonidae. The record is from RefSeq and is a predicted model, not a curated record. The transcript has 10 exons.
CAGAAAAUCCAUCCACUACCAGUCCAGAAUCACCAACAUCAGUGAGAAGUUAUGAAUCUAUAGAGCAGCAGAUUCAGGAUGCUGCUAAUUUAGAGACUCAUCGGCUGGAGAUGAUGUUGAAAAUGCUUGAAAAGCAGUCACAUAUGUUGGGGAAAGCCAUAAAAGAUCGAGAUUCCUUGCAGACUAAAUGCCAACAGAUGCAGGAUGAUUUUGAAUUGUUAUCAGAAGAGAAGACGAUGCUGGAAAAUGAACUAUACCAGCUGAAGGGGACGGAGAGAGGAAAGUCUGCAGAUGAUCCAACAAAAAAAGGUGCAAAAGUGGAGAAGAAAAAAGAAAAGGAUGCAGAUGGGAAGAUGUCUUUAAUCAAGCAGGCUAAAAUUAAAGAGUUGCUUAAAGCCCAGAAAACAGCAGGUGCUCUGGAAGUUGAAAAUAAAAUCCUUCAGGAAAAACUGAAGCAGGCUUUACAGGAAGCUGAAAGGACGAGGAAUCAGCUGGACUACCUCCUAAGUCAAGAGCAAUCCAAGACAGCAUUGGAAAUGGAUGUCACCAAAACAAAAGUUAAAGAUGAAGAUUUGAAAAAUCAGCCCUCAGAUCAAGUUCCUGAUACGAAUGAAUCAAAGAUCAUUGAUAACAUGUCAGAACACUCACAGGACUCAACCAUCCAGAAUGAAGAAUCAUUAAAAGAAAGACCCCAGCAGGAUCUCUGAGAUACUUUGGAACAGUCCCCCAAGCCUGCAGAGCUGGAUGGAAGCGAAGGAGACCUGCCUAGAUACAUGGUAUUGCCUACAAUAAAGUACAUCUUUUUUGCA